This is a messenger RNA of Drosophila innubila, 1487 nucleotides long. RefSeq names its product DNA primase small subunit (gene DNApol-alpha50). Bases 147 to 1454 code for a protein of 435 amino acids. NCBI's taxonomy places the organism in Eukaryota, Metazoa, Arthropoda, Insecta, Diptera, Drosophilidae. Gene Ontology annotation, cellular component: alpha DNA polymerase:primase complex. The transcript is spliced from 3 exons. The record is from RefSeq and is a predicted model, not a curated record. Gene Ontology annotation, biological process: DNA replication, synthesis of primer.
AGCUGUUGUAAAUCAUUGUUAACUGAAUAUUUGCGUAAUUUAAAUGCCAAAAAGUGCGUUAGUAUAAAGAUAAAAGUGUAAGAAUUUAUCGCAGAUUAGUGACAUUGCAAAAUCAUUCCAGAUAAAUUUAAUAGAACAGUUGCACAAUGCCAGAACAAAGCGCCGAACAGGAAUCUCAGCCACAGACGGCGGUACAAGAGUCCAAAGCACCUGUUUAUGAUGCCAGCAUUCUGCCGGAUAUGUUGCCCGUAUAUUAUAGACGACUUUUUCCACACGAGCACUUCUAUCGCUGGCUGAACUAUGGUCAUUCUGAAGAUAACAUAUUUGUCAAUCGAGAGAUUUCAUUUACGCUCCACGAUGACAUCUAUAUACGUUAUCUGUGCUUUGAGACACAAGCCGAGCUGGAGAAGGAGAUCUGUGCACGUAAUCCUUACAAAAUUGAUAUUGGAGCCGUACUGUCCACCCGGCCCAAGAAUUUCCGUACUGUUCCCGGUGGUCUGGCGCCCGUGCAGCGUGAAUUAGUAUUUGAUAUCGAUGCCACGGACUAUGAUGAGAUCCGUAACUGUUGCUCUGGAGCGGAAAUAUGCCUGAAAUGCUGGAAGUUUAUGGUGUUGGCGGCCCGUGUCCUUGAUGUGGCACUGCGAGAGGACUUUGACUUUGAGCACAUGCUGUGGAUAUUCUCUGGUCGUCGUGGUAUCCAUUGCUGGGUCUGUGACCACACGGCACGGCAUUUGGAUGCCCGGGCACGAGCUGCUGUGGCGGAGUACUUGAAUAUACUCACCUAUACCAACAAUACGGCACGGGUUCAGCUAAAUGAUCGCACACAUCAUAGUCUGAGACGUGCUCUAAAGAUUGUUGAGCCCAUGUUCGAGGAGAUUGUGCUGGAGGAUCAGAAUCUGUUUGGCACACCCAAAGGAGUUAACAAGCUGCUGCAAAUGAUCAGCGACGAGGGAGCACGCAAUGAUCUGGAGGCAUAUCUGCAAAAGACGCACGAGGAUGGCGCUCAUUCCAAGCUCAUCUGGGAUAGCUUUGUGCGUUAUGCCAACUCAAUGAGAACCAGCACGGCCAACGUGUGGAGUCGCAAGCUGAAGAACAUUGUGCAGGAGGUGCAGUUGUGCCUGCUCUAUCCCCGUCUGGAUAUCAAUGUCACCAAGGGCUUCAAUCACUUGCUCAAGGCACCCUUCUGCAUCCAUCCGGCCACGGGCAAGGUGUGUCUACCCUUCAGUGCCAGUGCAGUGGCCAAAUUUGAUCCGACCACAGUGCCUACCAUUUCGCAGCUGCUGCAGGAGAUAAAUGCGCACGACGACAAGACCAAAAGCUACAUGGAGGCGCCGGAGGAUAAGAGUCGCAUCAAGGAUUACAAGAAGACCAGCAUGUUCAAGGGCGUUGUGGUCUUCGAGGAGUUUCUACGCAAGAUGGAACGCAAUUACAAGACCAAAACUAUGGAGUUUUAAAAGUAACAUUCAAAUAAAAUGCGUAAUUUAAUU